AUGGCCGUGCCGAAGAAGCGCCAAUCGAAGAUGAAGACCCGGCAGCGCAAGGCCAACUGGUUUGCGAAGGCCGACCUCCAGCGCGAGCGCGCGCUCACGCUCGGCCGGUCCGUCCUGAGCGGCAGCGCGUCCUCCUUCAUCUACAACCCGGAGGCCGACGACGACGAGGACGAC
Molecule: messenger RNA, 174 nt
Organism: Aureococcus anophagefferens
Lineage: Eukaryota; Pelagophyceae; Pelagomonadales; Pelagomonadaceae
Exons: 1
Biological process (GO): translation
Cellular component (GO): large ribosomal subunit
Molecular function (GO): structural constituent of ribosome
Source: RefSeq, a predicted model, not a curated record